UUUAAGGUUUGACCGGGUAGACAUAUAACAAUCAGGUUAGGGUUUCUCAUCCUCUACCAAAAAUCUGAGCGAGAAGGUUUCCAGUGCGUGCGGCUUCACCAAAUCCCUCCUCCGCAAUUCCACCAUGGCUGAACAAACUGAGAAGGCUUAUCUCAAACAACCCAAAGUGUUUUUAUGCUCGAAGAAAUCUGGUAAGGGGAAGAGGCCCGGUAAAGGUGGAAAUCGCUUCUGGAAAUCUGUUGGUCUUGGAUUCAAGACCCCCAAAGAAGCCAUCGAAGGUUCCUUUCUCUCUGUAUUUAUAUAUCUCAGUGUUUGUAUAUAUAUGGAGUGUCUUCGAGAGUGUGUUGAUGUUUGGUUUUGAAUGUAUAAAUGUAGCCUUUUGAAGGAGAUGAGUGAUGAACACACUUUGAUAGCGAAUUGAUGCAAAUCAAAAUUAGAGAAAGAUAGAAAUAAUGCAAUAGAAUACUACUAGAGCAUUUUGGA
Lathyrus oleraceus (garden pea) is the source of this 483-nucleotide messenger RNA. Its product is annotated as 40S ribosomal protein S11. Lineage: Eukaryota; Viridiplantae; Streptophyta; Magnoliopsida; Fabales; Fabaceae. Bases 125 to 361 code for a protein of 78 amino acids. The transcript has 3 exons. The record is from RefSeq and is a predicted model, not a curated record.